AUGGGAAUAGUUUGCUGUAAAAAUUAAGACGUUGCAAGGCUCAAUAUUUAACCUAUGAUUCCAUUGAUUCCAACUGAAGAAGCUUCUUUAGAUGAAACAAAAAUUGUGAAAAUAUAAACCAGUGUCAGACGUAAUAAAUGUUUUAUUUUCAAGGUUACCUUGCAAAAACAAAAACAUAAUAAAAAUAAAAAUCAGAGGCUUCUGUAACAACUGUUGUUUAAGUCUAAUCUCAUGCAAAUGAAUAAAUAAUUUCAAUAAUUGAUACAAUACCUAAAGAUGCACAAAAAGUAGAAUGGCCUUAAAUAUUGCUGUAAGCUGUGCAAAACAAAUUAAAAGAGUUAUCACCACUUGUAUAAUUGACAUUUUAAUGCUAUCUAUUGGAUGAUGGUUGUUAUUAUCAAGGACCUUUUAUGAAUUAUUAAAAAGAAGGGUUUGGAAGAUAAAUUGAUUAGGAUGGUUCGUUAUAUGAAGGAACAUUUAAGAAAAAUGUAAAAUAAGGGAAGGGAAGGUAGAUUAGUUGUGAUGGAAGUGUGUAAUUAAUAUAAAUUUAUGUAGAUAUGAAGGAAGUUUUGAUGAUAAUGAAUAUGAUGGAUAUGGUGAAUUUUAAGAUUCUUAUGGGUUUAUUUAUAAGGGAGAAUGGAAAUAAUCAUUAUUUCAUGGAGAAGGUCAUGAAAUAAAUGAGUAAUUUUAAUACAAAGGAGCAUAUAAAUAAGGACAUAGGACUGGAUAUGGAGAGAUUAUAUAUGUUGAUGGAAAUAAGUAUAUGGGAGAAUUUUAGAAAAACAGAUUUGAAGGUUUUGGGAUUUUUAUUUAUGCAGAUGGAAGAAAAGUAAUGAAUAUUGAUCUUAGGAUUUAGUAUGAAGGUAGUUGGAUGAAUAAUUAGAUGCAUGGCAAAGGUACUUUUUCUUGGACUAAUGGACGAAAAUAUACAGGAAAUGUAUUUAGAACUAUUAAAUAAUUUAGUAUCAUUUAGAUCAGAAAGAAGGUUUUGGUGAAUUUAUUUUUGAGAAUGGAAGUAGUUAUAGAGGAAUGUGGAAAUAAGGUAAAUAGCAUGGACAUGGUGUGAUGGUUUCAGAGUUAGGAGAUCAAAGAGAAGGAGAAUGGGUUGAAGGAAGAAGAAUAAAAUGGAGAUGA
Messenger RNA from Paramecium pentaurelia, 1134 nucleotides. The record is from the annotation of a GenBank genome assembly. Lineage: Eukaryota; Ciliophora; Oligohymenophorea; Peniculida; Parameciidae.